This is a messenger RNA of Penicillium malachiteum, 3024 nucleotides long. RefSeq names its product putative PHD finger domain protein. NCBI's taxonomy places the organism in Eukaryota, Fungi, Ascomycota, Eurotiomycetes, Eurotiales, Aspergillaceae. Gene Ontology annotation, biological process: regulation of transcription by RNA polymerase II. The transcript is spliced from 2 exons. Gene Ontology annotation, cellular component: Rpd3S complex. Bases 1 to 3024 code for a protein of 1007 amino acids. The record is from RefSeq and is a predicted model, not a curated record.
AUGAGCUACUUUCUUCGACCAAAGAAGCGGGCUGAUCCCGAACCCGCGAAACACGCCUUGAACACAGGCGCUGUCCAGAAGAAAUUGCAGAAAAAACGCGUCCAUUUUGCGCAGUCGGACGAUGCGCCCGUGAAAGAGCGCCCAGAACAGUCCGACGAGACUGUCUGUGAGGAUCCUCCGGUCGCACGCGCGUGCCCGAUCGAGGCAAACCCGAGCGAGGCAAAUGCCGAUUUCACCAGAACUUUGCCGACCAACCCACACCUCAAUACCAUGAAGCCGAUCGGCGAGUACCCGUCUUUGGCGGAGUACAAGAGCGCUGGAUUGAGGCCGCCACCAAAGGGCAUGCUCAAGCGAUCUAAGCUGGGCAUACGGACUGAGGAGGAUGACGAAGAACUCAUGACCAUCGACACCCCUAUCACGCCGAUCGCCGAGGAUAUGAUGGACCUGGAUAUACCCUGUGUGGAUGCAAGCAGUGAUAAAUUCACUGAUGGAGGGAAUCGGGCUUCACUACAAACCUCGGUGGAAGACGGCGUGGCAGUGAAUGAACUAGGUGUCAAACUGAGCGAGAAAGCCAGUGAAGUCGAAGCAGUGAAUGGAGACGAGGCUUUUAAAAACAACCUCGUAACCCCCAUCUCUGAAUCUUUUGAUUCUCUUUUCAUCCCUCCUUCUUUCAACCAACCUUCACUUUCUCCUCUCGAAACUCCUGUCGGCACCCCAGCUGAUGAACUCAUGAGCGACCCCAUCUUGGCUGCGUCUGACACUCAUAUCACCGCAUCCACUGACACACCUCUCAACCAAGCUCCUCAGUCGCCUCCCUCCACAUCAGUAGCUGCCGCAGCAAUGGCCCGAAAGACUAAGGCUACUCCUGCCACUGCGCGUGACUACAUCUCUCUACUGAACUACCUUCCCAUGCCGGUCUCAGAGACCUUCGAUGUUCCCCAGCUAAAAAAAAUCUUGGAAAGAGCCUUCACUGCGUGCAUGAAAAACAAGGAUGAUGAAGUCGCCUUGAGUCUAGUUUAUUUCUGGUCUCAGCUCAAUAACGAUGAGUUCAAGCUGUCCCUGCUUCGCAACCUGGGCCAGCCAGACAGCGACCACAACCUUCAACUUGCACUCCGCACGAUGAUUCGCACUUCGUCGGAAGAAGCCGCUGCGUGGUAUGACAAAUUCAUACUCAAUCACGCCAAAGCGCCACUUCUUGAUGACUACGAUGAUUCCGAUAGUGAGACGACCCUGUCUUCAGCGCGAUCCAUGGCUACUGCAUCUGGCAAGCCUUUCAAGAUGUCCGAAGUUUAUCGAGAUGUCUCCGGUCCAAAGCUCAUUGAAGCCUUCGCAACUGGUAAAACCAACACAGCUCCCAUCAAACGUGCCAAGAAGCCAUGUCCGGCCAACGAAAGUCCGUUCAAGCGUCGCCGUGAAUGGGAAGCUGAUCCAACCAUGGAAGAGAAAGUGCGAUCCAAACGCGCUCGUUUCGCCAAAGACGUCCAUCAUGAGAAAGAUACUACGGUCGCCACCAGCUCCGUCCGCCCUCAACUUGAGGAAGUCGAAAUCCCGCAACCUGACAUCGUUGAAGGCGGAGAAGCUCCAAAGUCGCCUGAGCCACCGGCUCUUUCCACCCGCGCGGCGCGUGCUAAUCAACGCCAGAAUGGAAAAGGCCAAGCAGAAAAGAAACCUGCGCCCCCAAAACCCAAACGCGUUUCCAAAGAAGCCAGCAUGGAGAACCGAGCCAGAGGCAGUGUUUACCACCGUGCCUACGAGUCUACGGCCCGCGCUGCAGCUCCUGCAGGCGUUCAACUUACUAUUGAAGAGGAUGAGGAGUUAUCAAACUCAAUUUAUUCCAACCGUACCAACGAAUGGGAGUUCGAUUGGAAUUUUCGACACCGACCACGAUCGAUGGAAAGAGUUGAUGACAAUGUUGAUAACUGCGUUGUCUGCGACGGUGAGGGCGAGCUACUGUGCUGCGACGGUUGUGACAAUGCCUUCCACUUUAACUGCUUGUCCGAGAUCGACGUUGUGCACAAGGAUGAAGAGGAAUGGUUCUGUCCAUCAUGCGAUUCUUCGCACUCCUUCACCUUCUCCAUCAUCGAUGGUAACUACUUGCAUAAAACCGAGUUCUCUCCGCCCAAGGAAAUCCGAGAAUUUUUCAUCGGUGUCGAGGAGCACGUAUUCUUUGAUCCUGCUCAACCACUUCGCGCGACAAACAAUCGCCGCUACUCCGACGUUCCCCACAUUCCGCGUCUGACUAAGCAACCCAAGAACGCCGUAACGCCAUUGUACAAUGAUGAAAAUCUAACCAAGCUGACUGAGAACAAGCAUGUGGUACUUUGUACCAAGUGUAGUCGGUGUUCGGAUGGUGUACGCCCUAUCAUCAAGUGUGACUACUGCCCUUGCCGCUUUCACUUGGACUGCUUGGAUCCUCCCCUUGCCCAUCCUCCCAACCCCGUGAAAGGCUGGAUGUGCCCAAACCACGUUACUCCGGAAGACAUGAUUGCCACCAAAGUCGUCGACGGCCAAGUGCGAGAGCGCCGCAUUCGCCGUCCUAAGAAUGUUGCUCUUAUGGACCUGGAUGUUAUCCCUGUCCCUGAUGACGAAUCCGUCUUUGACGAUGAGUGGCGCGAGCGUCGCUUCCGUGCCCCAGCCGGUGACGUGGUUAUGGACUUCGUGAGCGCCGUCAAAGACGACUCGAAGCAUGUUAAUGAAGCAGUCCUCCAGCGUAUGAAGAAGGCCAUGCUGAAUAUCACCACGCUUGCAGUUGAAGACCUCGUAAACCGACGGGGUGCUGUUAUCUCUGAUGCCUGGAUGGAUGAAUUCCGAUCUCUUUGUGACUCUGAGCUUCGUCGUGUUCGAACUGGCUGGCUUCGUGAUGAAGAAGCCGAUGCUGCCGACUCUCUCCUUGCUCUGUCUGGUCGCGGCCGUCGCUUCCCGGGCCUUCCUCAACCCUCCUCUUCAAAGCCUGAUGAGGUCCCCUCCUCGCAGACUACUGCUGCCACUAGCCCUGACGCUGAUGAGGCUAUGCCUGACAACUAA